Molecule: messenger RNA, 2052 nt
Organism: Menidia menidia (Atlantic silverside)
Lineage: Eukaryota; Metazoa; Chordata; Actinopteri; Atheriniformes; Atherinopsidae
Source: the annotation of a GenBank genome assembly
AUGAAUUUACAUUCGACUUGUAAAUUUUGCGCUGUGCCAAAAGCUCUCCUUACCAAAAGAAAGAGGAAAAGGGUUUAAUUAAGAUCAGGCACCUUGGAGGCCACAUAACGUCUAUAACGGGGGCCUUGUAAACACACUACAUCAAGGCAGGUGAAGAUGGCGGAUGUGUUGAGUGUUCUUCGUCAGUAUAACAUCCAGAAAAAAGAAAUCGUCGCGAAAGGAGAUGAAGUUAUAUUUGGAGAGUUUUCGUGGCCAAAAAAUGUCAAGACCAACUACAUAAUCUGGGGUACUGGCAAAGAGGGGCAACCAAAGGAGUAUUAUACCCUUGACUCGAUCUUGUUUUUGCUGAACAAUGUGCACCUGCCGCAUCCUUCAUAUGUGCGAAGAGCUGCAACAGAGAACAUCCCUGUUGUCAGACGACCUGAUCGAAAGGGUUUGCUCUCGUACCUCAAUGGCGAGAGUUCGACAUCAACGAGCAUUGACAGAAGUGCGCCCAUAGAAAUAGGUCUCCAGCGGCCGACACAAGUUAAAAGAGCUGCUGACGAGGUAUCUUCUGAAGCCAAAAAGCCGAGGGUUGAGGAUGAGGAACGAGUGCGUCUGGAUAAGGAGCGGCUGGCUGCCCGUCUGGAGGGCCACAAAGAGGGCAUCGUCCAGACCGAUCAGAUUAGGUCGCUGUCCGAGGCGAUGUCGGUGGAGAAAAUCGCUGCCAUCAAGGCCAAGAUCAUGGCUAAAAAGCGUACGACCAUCAAAUCCGAUCUGGAUGACGACAUCAACCUGAAGCAGAGAAGCUUCGUGGACGCGGAGGUGGACGUCACCAGGGAUAUCGUUAGCCGCGAGAGGGUAUGGAGGACCAGGACGACCAUUCUCCAGAGCACUGGGAAGAACUUUUCCAAGAACAUCUUCGCCAUCCUCCAGUCGGUGAAAGCCAGAGAGGAAGGGCGUGCGCCCGAGCAGAGACCAGCCCAGAACACCACCCAAGUGGACCCGUCCUCGAGGAACAAACAGCCCUACAACAGAUACGAUCAGGAACGAUUCAAAGGAAAAGAAGAAACGGAGGGCUUUAAAAUCGACACCAUGGGCACCUACCACGGCAUGACUUUGAAGAGCAUCUGCUCGGAAAGCCCAGACCCCAGCUCUGCAGCCCGUGCCCCGUCCAGUGUCACAAGCCAGACCUCCACCAAAUCAGAAGAAAGGUAUGUUAUUCGGGUGCCAAAUAAAAACCCGGUUCACAAACGUCCUCCUCGCCCUGACCCGCCGUUUGUGCCCCCGUCUGCAGGGUCGCGCACCCCCAUCAUCAUCAUCCCGGCCGCCACCACCUCGCUCGUCACGAUGCUCAACGCUAAAGACCUGCUGCAGGAUCUGAAGUUCGUCACGUCGGAGGAGAAGAAGAAGCAGGGCAUCCAGCGCGACAACGAGGUUCUGCUCCAGAGGCGCAAGGACCAGAUCCAGCCCGGCGGCACCACGCUGAGCGUCACUGUUCCCUACCGCGUCAUCGACCAGCCCCUCAAGCUGGCGCCGCAGGACUGGGACCGAGUGGUGGCUGUGUUCGUGCAGGGUCCCGCCUGGCAGUUCAAAGGCUGGCCGUGGCUGCUGCCCGACGGGUCCCCAGUGGACAUUUUCGCCAAAAUUCGAGCCUUUCAUUUGAAGUAUGACGAGGCAAAGACGGACCCCAACGUCCAGAAGUGGGACGUGACAGUCCUGGAGCUGAGCCGCCACCGACGCCACCUGGACCGACCCGUCUUCUUGCGCUUUUGGGAAACCCUUGACAGAUACAUGGUGAAACAUAAAUCUCACCUCCGGUUCUGAGACCCAGACCAGAGCUUGUCCCAGAACAUCCCACCGUUUGGUUCCACAGCCUCCAAACUCAGAGCUCCGCUGAUCUGCAUCGUCCCAGCCAAUAACCCGCCCUCCACCGACGGCCCCAUUUUUGCCAUGAAGACAUGGACUCAUGCCAACUGCUGGAUCUGAUGCUUUUUUUUAUAUAUAUAUAUAUAUAUAUAUAUAUACAUACACACACACAUAUUUAGUUCUGGUUUCUAAUGUUUUCAGGUA